AUGCGCAGUCUUGGCCUCUCUGACAGUGAGAUAACCAAAUUCUGUGAAGAAUCUGAAUGGUUGAACUUCUUCCCUCCAAUGGCAAUGGAAGACCUCAAGGCUUUUGGCUUGGGAUGCGACUGGAGCCGAUCCUUUAUUACUACAGACAGGAACCCAUAUUUUGAUAAGUUUGUGGGGGUGGCAAAUGAGGAAAUGAAAGACAUGGAUAAGGUUGUGAAAGCGAAACGUUAUGCAAUCUAA
This is a messenger RNA of Prunus armeniaca (apricot), 240 nucleotides long. The record is from the annotation of a GenBank genome assembly. NCBI's taxonomy places the organism in Eukaryota, Viridiplantae, Streptophyta, Magnoliopsida, Rosales, Rosaceae.